Messenger RNA from Dufourea novaeangliae, 1356 nucleotides. Its product is annotated as putative glutathione-specific gamma-glutamylcyclotransferase 2. The coding region runs from base 1 to 834 and encodes 277 amino acids. The record is from RefSeq and is a predicted model, not a curated record. Gene Ontology annotation, biological process: glutathione catabolic process. Gene Ontology annotation, molecular function: glutathione specific gamma-glutamylcyclotransferase activity; gamma-glutamylcyclotransferase activity. Lineage: Eukaryota; Metazoa; Arthropoda; Insecta; Hymenoptera; Halictidae. The transcript has 5 exons. Gene Ontology annotation, cellular component: cytoplasm.
AUGGAUUUGUCGAUGCCGUGGAAUUGGCAAACGAUACACGGACUUCAGUAUUUGCACGAAUUAAAAAGAAGAAACCUAGGGGGUGAAUUCAAUGCGAUACACGGUUCGAUCGGAAGAAAUGAAAAUAACGGACCCUGGGUAUUCGGGUACGGGUCUCUGUGCUGGCAUCCAGGAUUUCAAUACAAAAGAAGCAUGCUAGGCCAUGUGAAGGGAUUCACUAGACGAUUUUGGCAAGGAAACACGACGCAUCGCGGCACCGUCGAGAAACCAGGACGCGUGGUCACUCUGAUAGAAGAAAAGGAGGGCAUUGUUUAUGGACGAGCGUUUCAAGUCCAAGAUAGCGCGGCGCUGCCAUAUUUGGAAAACCGUGAGUGCACUUUGGGCGGAUACAUAACAACAUUUUCGACGUUUUACAACCGAGACGAGAGCAGAAGCUUUCCUGUAGUCAUUUACAUAGCCACCAAUAGGAACGAGCAUUGGCUCGGGGAAGCACCGCUUCAUCACAUCGCUGGUCAAAUUUUUGAAUGUACCGGUCCGAGCGGACAUAAUAUCGAAUAUUUGUUACGAUUAGCGGAAUUUAUGCAUCGUUAUCUACCGGAGGCCCAUGACGAACAUCUAUUUACUUUGGAGCUUUUGGUGCGCUCGCAGAUAAAGGAGCGAAAUAUGUGUUUAAGGACGUUGAUGGGCGACCGUGACUUCUACAUCGACAUCGAUAACGAUGAAAUAGACGUCGAUAACGAAGAGCACAACGAUGACGUUAACGAUCUCAGGGAAAAUACGUUCCAAUUUAUUAUAACUGUACCGCGGAAAACUUUACGUUGUCUAAAAAUGUAGCUCUUAUUAUACGUAAGAGCUACUCACUGCACGGAAGUUAAUAUUUAAAGAGAUUAUAGAAACAGUUGUCCAUACUUGUGUGAGACGAAACAUUGCGUAAAUCAAAUUUGUAACACGGAUAGGAUAUAUUUUUUCAAGUUUUUCGAUAAUAUUCAUGUGAUAUUAUCAUAUAUGUGAUAAUAACAUCAGCGAACUAAAUGAAUGAAGAGUUCACGGCAUCGGGCGUUUUUGGCCGUUGUGCAAAUUAUAUUUUAAGAAUUACAAAGUGAUAUAUUAUAUAUAUAUAUAUAUAUAGUGGCAGCUCGAUAGAUUGACUUACUUCAGUAUGUCAUUGAAACAUUGCGCUUUUUGUUCUAAACAACAUGCUGGACGCUGUUCACGAUCGUAUUCCAUUAUCUUGGAUCGUGCCUUAAUAUUAUUUUAUGGUAUAUAAUUGCACAAAUCAUUGUUCCUACAAUUCUUUAGGUUACAAAUUGACACAUCUUAAAGACUUUUAUACAUUUCGACACGCGUAUGUUAUUA